This is a messenger RNA of Amoebophrya sp. A120, 767 nucleotides long. NCBI's taxonomy places the organism in Eukaryota, Dinophyceae, Syndiniales, Amoebophryaceae. The record is from the annotation of a GenBank genome assembly.
CGUGGCUGCGACCUUGCGAGAGGGAGAGAAGAGAAAACUCUAGAGAGAAACCAGAGCAGCACAGAAAAGGUGAAAAUGGUUGUUUGAAAAUUCGUCGUUGUUGACAUCACACGCACCUUGGUACCGUUGAUCGCCAUCUCGAUUGUGAUAUGUUACCACACAGUUGUAACUUCAAGCCGUCGUAUUUGUAUCUCAGUAGCUGCGUAUAAUCAUACAUUUACCGAAAUUGGUAAUGGUAUUCAUCUUCAUCUUCAUCCGACGUUUAUUUGCGCAAAUCGAAGCCGGCCGACUCACACUGCCACAUGAAGAACUUCAAAUAAACAUCCUUUAGCAACGAUGAACACUGAGACUUCGGAGCGAAAAGAACUUUUCGAAUCGAAAAAGAAAAAUACGCAUCCAAGAUGUCGCGCCACGGCUCGUCCAUGCAGCAGGUGUUGGAAGACCUGGUGAAUCAGGUCCCGUAUCCUGUGCAAAAGUAUCGUACUCGUACAAAUACUAAUGCAAGUCUUGCAUUACAAAUCUUGUUUCCAAGGAAAAUCUGGAUCUGCAUUACAAAUUUUAUUUCUCAUGCUGAGGAAAUUUGUAAUGCAUUUAUACGAGUGCGAUACUUUUGCACAGGAUAUCCCGACCUGCGUCCCGACCGUGAAAACCGGGACUGCAGCCAAGUCCUCCUUCCUGCAGCAGCCCGCCGCGGAGGACUACACCGGGGUCGGAAAAGGACCGAAACUGGGUGGCGGGGUGAAGAAGAAAACCGGUUUUGCGGAUGG